AUGCCGCCGUCGUCCUACGCUGCUCCGCAGCCUCCGAGCGAAGAGGGGGAGAAGCCAGUAACCGUUUUGGUCACUGGAUUCGGUCCAUUUUUAACGAAAGUACCCAAGAACUCAUCUUGGGAUAUCGCCUCUACACUCCCAGCUCUGAUACCAAAAUCACCCAAGAACCAAACUCCGAUAAAUAUCCACGUUCACUACGAGCCUAUCCGCGUAGCAUACAAUAAUGUCGUCAGUCUCGUUCCCAAGCUCCUCCCACCAGCCAACCCUCUCUAUCCUCCCCCAGACAUUGUGCUGCACAUCGGUCUAGCAGCUGGACGAAACUACUUUGCCAUCGAGCAAGGGUCCCACAGCCACGGAUAUGGAAAGAUUCCCGACGUAGACGGCCAGCGAUUCGAAGACGCUGAAGCCGAAAAACACUUCCCAUCUUCAAAGUACCCGCACAAACUAAAGACUAGCUUUGAUACAUCCGAUGUCCUCGCACGCUGGAAAGCAAACCUAGGAUAUAUAUCAGUUGACGGCACUAAGAUCGACCAAGGAUGUUCGGACGUGCGCAUCAGCACCGACGCUGGGAAUUUCUUAUGUGGCUUCAUAUACUACAAUAGCUUGGCGCAUUACUUCAACAUUAAGAAGGAAGAGAGACCUGUUGUAUUCCUACAUGUACCCGAUUUGAGCAGUAGUGAGGAUAAGUUGAGAGAAGGAUGGGAAGCUACAGUCGCUUUGAUCAAAGCAUUAGUCGAGAGUAGACGAAAAGCGGGUGGCAAGGUCGUGGAUGGGAAUAAGACGGACGAAAAACGAGAGAAUGGCAAGGAGGAUGAACGUACGGAUAACAACUUCGUAUAG
This is a messenger RNA of Alternaria atra, 840 nucleotides long. RefSeq lists its product as uncharacterized. NCBI's taxonomy places the organism in Eukaryota, Fungi, Ascomycota, Dothideomycetes, Pleosporales, Pleosporaceae. The record is from RefSeq and is a predicted model, not a curated record. The coding region runs from base 1 to 840 and encodes 279 amino acids. The transcript has 2 exons. Gene Ontology annotation, biological process: proteolysis.